GCGUGUGUGGGCGGCUCUCGAGUGCCGCCGCGCGCGCCCCCGCGAGUAAAUAGCCGGUCUCGCGGCUGCGGAAGGUCGCGGCGCGGACGAGGUGGCUGCGAGCCCCGCGAUGGCUCCGGGCAGCGGGCUCCUUCUCUGCGCCCCCCUGGCGCUACAGCUGCUGGCAAUGGCCCCGGACAGCGCCUCCCCGGCUGCUGCGUCCGAGGGAGCUUGUCUUCAAUAUACAAACAAAACUUGUGAAGAGUGCCUGAAAAAUGUCUCAUGUCUCUGGUGCAGCAGCAACAAGAAAUGCAUGGAUUAUCCAGUUAAAAACCUUUUCCCUCCUCGCUCUCUCUGUGAGUUGAGUUCUGCACGCUGGGGAGUCUGCUGGGUGAACUUUGAAGCCUUGAUCAUCACAAUGUCUGUGGUAGGAGGAGUGGUCCUUGUUGCUCUCUGCAUCUGCUGCUACUGCUGUUGCAGAAAAAAGAAGAGCAAAAAGCCAGACAAAGAGGAUGAAAAAGCUGCCAGAGAGAGGGAACAGAGGAGAGUACGGCAAGAAGAGAGGAGAGCUGAGAUGAAAUCUCGACAUGAUGAAAUCCGGAAAAAAUAUGGCUUGUUUAAGGAAGAGAACCCUUACGCCAAAUUCGAAAACUAACUGGUCUCCCUAGAAGUGCCACGCAACACCAAAGCUCCUCUACCUUUGCUGACUGGAGCUUUACAGUAUAGGCUUAGAGACUUUACAUUCCAAACACCAAAAAAAUAAAAUUACUGAGAUGCUGCGGUAACCUUAAAUUGCCAAAGACUGUCAUGUGCUUCAGUAGAAAGCUUUGUGCUAUCUUGGGACAGAGCCUACUGUAAUCCCAAUGAGCUAUUGCAAGCAGUGAGACUGAACCAGAAAGUUCCUGACUUUACCUCAAGACAUUCUAACACAGCUCAACAGACUGUGCAGCAUUGUCUGGGAGUCCAUUUUAAAUCUUUGCUAUUUCUGUUGUCUGACUUGCCAGAUGCUUUGUAAUGCAAUGGCUUCAAAGAACAGCUCAUUGAACCAGUCUUGCCCUUCUGCCCUACUCCUUUUCACCAAAUAAAGUAAAGCUUUAAAUCUGAAGGCAGGGCAGGACCGGGGAGGGAGGGGAUAGUUUGGUCCUACAUAAGGUAUAGCAGCAAUUCAGAAUAUCAGGGUAGAUGAUGAUCUAAGAAGUCAUCUUUUAUUCAAGGCCUUAACUGUGUCACUUGAAGUGCCUGUACAGUUGUGUGUUACUCAGCAAUUCUUUCAACUUGUGUAAGUUGUUUUUUUAAUUCUUCUGAGGAGGGGGGAAGGGAGUUUAGUCUUAUUUGCACUUCUCAAUGAGUAGAUGCUCAUUCUCCUUUCAGAAUUCAUUUUGUUUAAAAGUCUAUCCUACCUCUGCUCUGUGCCUUUCUAUAACUUCUCCUAUAAUAAAGUAAUUCAAGACUGAUACUUUGUAACAAUAUAAGACUUAAAUGUAAUGCUAUAUAAUUUUAUCUAAUGGAUCAAAAUACGACUGUAAAGCUUCAGCGAUAUUGAUUUAAUUACUCUAAGCCUGAUUGACUGACUUUUGCUUCAGUGCAAAGUAUAAUUUGUUUUCAAUAAUGUGUUGGCAAACCCAUGCUGUAGCUGACGCAGCAUAUAAUCUCUAAAAGAAUGUUCUAAUAACCAAACGGUCAGAAGUAUGAAAAGGCUUUCAUACAGCAGAAGCAACUGUGAAGCCUUUUGGUUGAGCUGCAUUGUGGCCUAUAUGCUUUGCAUUUAAUAUAAUCUGCUGUCCUUGCACGUGUAAGUGCAGUAGCCAGCUUUUCGGGUAGUUCUGCAUUGUCCUAGGCUCAGCAGCCUGGAAUGUUGCCUGGUGUCUUAGGGCUUGAGCCAAGGUACUAUGAAUAAUUACUAAUCUAUGUGUUGAAAGUGCCAUAGAGAAGUGGAAAGAUGGGAUGAAAACAGCUUAUAGGAGAUGGGUUUGUCUUCUAUGAAACACUCAAAAUAUAUCAAAUAACUGACAACAUUGAGAGCAGAAAACUGGAAGCAGUUGCUGUUUUUUUUCUGUGAGACACUUCUGAACAGGUGAGGCAGCUUGAUUUUUGAAAUGUUUGUUAGUGUUUUGAGCACAUGAAACAAAAACAAAUAGUGGUAACUUUCAUUGUUACAUUCCAGAUGAUCUCAGAAUUUUCUCAAGUUGGGGCCAAGUGUCUGUCAAUAUACAAACCAGUCAUAAACAUUUUGAAUGUUGAAAUAUCAA
This is a messenger RNA of Mauremys mutica (yellowpond turtle), 2228 nucleotides long. RefSeq names its product PTTG1 interacting protein (gene PTTG1IP). Gene Ontology annotation, cellular component: nucleus; cytoplasm. Lineage: Eukaryota; Metazoa; Chordata; Testudines; Geoemydidae. Gene Ontology annotation, biological process: protein import into nucleus. The coding region runs from base 110 to 634 and encodes 174 amino acids. The record is from RefSeq and is a predicted model, not a curated record. The transcript has 7 exons.